CAUGGUGGUUCUAGUGCUGUUUUUCUCAAUCACAACUUGUUCGAAAUGAAUUUUAAUAUAAUAAAUGUUUUUUGAAUGAAUCUGUUGUUAUGAUUGCCAUUUUUUUUUUUUUUGAAAACUAGUGAGAGAGGUUAACUCAUCGUUCCUUUUCGUCUUAAAAUUCUUUUCGAACAAGUUGUGAUUGAGAAAAACAGACCCCAAAAAAUUUAUUAAAAAAAAAAAAAAAAAAUGGCAAUCAUAACAACAACGAAAACCAAAGUUCAUAUUUUGCAAGGCGCUCUUGAGAUCGGCGCUUAGCAACCCUUCUCUCGUUCUCUCUCUCUCCUUUAUCUGCAAAUUUUCUGAAUCAUUUCUAUGUUGUUUCCCUCAAUUUCUUCCUCAAAAUCAUAGUUGAUUGUAUUCGAUUUUACUGCCAAUUCUAGGUAAUCUGAUUUCGCAGAUCUGAAUUUGGGAACCGCGUUUUUAAAGGCGAAUUCAAGAUGUUUUGGCGUAUGGCGGGUUUGUCCACUGCAUCUCCGGUGGAGACCAUUUUGGACAAGGAUAACUUUACACUGGAUGAGCUUCUUGAUGAGGAUGAAAUAAUACAAGAAUGCAAAGCUCUGAAUGCUCGGCUUAUUAAUUUCUUGCGUGAGAGACCACAGGUUGAGCAACUUAUUCGUUAUAUCGUAGAGGAAGCUCCAGAGGAUGCUGAAAGACAGAGAAAUUUUAAGUUUCCUUUCAUUUCUUGUGAGAUUUUUACAUGUGAAGUUGACAUUAUUCUUAAAACAUUGGUAGAAGAUGAGGAGCUGAUGAAUCUGUUAUUCUCAUUCUUGGAUCGUGAACACUCACAUAGCACCUUAUUGGCGGGAUACUUUAGCAAGGUCGUGAUUUGCCUUUUGAUGCGAAAGACUGUUUCACUUAUGGAAUAUAUUCAGGCUCAUCAAGAAAUCAUCAGACAACUGGUUGAUCUUAUUGGAAUUACGUCUAUUAUGGAGGUGUUGGUUCGCCUUAUUGGUGCUGAUGAACAUAUAUAUGCGAACUAUGCAGAAGCUAUGCGGUGGUUGGAAGAUACAGAUGUCUUGGAGAUGAUUGUGGAUAAAUUUAGUUCUUCUGAUUCUCCUGAAGUCCAUGCUAAUGCUGCAGAGACGCUGUGUGCCAUUACUAGAUAUGCUCCCCCUGGCAUAUCAGCUAAAAUUACUAGUUCAAGGCUGAUAGGAAGACUGUUCCACAAUGCUCUGGAAGAGUCUCGGCCAAAAUCAGUUUUGUUUAAUUCCCUUUCUGUAUGCAUCUCCUUGUUAGAUCCAAAGAGGCUAACUUUUGGUACAUACUAUGCAUACAAUCGCCAAUUUUCUCAAGGACCCUCAAUAGCUGCUAAUCAUGAAACUGUUGAUGGCAUGCUUGGGAGUUUGGGUAGUUUACUUAAGUUGUUGGAUGUUUCAUCAGACGAUAGUUUCUUGCUUACUACGUAUGGUAAAUUGCAGCCACCACUAGGAAAACAGCGUUUGAAGAUCAUUGAAUUCAUUUUAGUCUUACUCUCAAGUGGAAAUGAAGCUGCUGAAAAGGAAGUCAUUCGACUUGGUGCAGUGAAAAGAAUCUUAGAUAUGUUUUUCGAGUACCCUUACAAUAAUUUUUUGCAUCAUCAUGUGGAAAACGUUAUUCUGUCUUGCUUUGAGAGCAAAAGUUCUAUCCUUGUCGAGCAUCUACUAAAUGAUUGUGAUCUUGUUGGAAAGACAUUGGAAGCUGAAAAAAGUCCUUUGUUAUCAAGUGAUUCAAGCAAGCAGCCCACAGUGUGUAUGGAUGGAAGAGACCCUCCUAGAGUGGGAAAUAUUGGUCACCUGACUCGCAUAUCUAACAAACUUGUCCAUCUUAGUAACACGAACUCUGACAUUCAGGCCUUUUUUCAGGAUAAUACUGAAUGGCUUGACUGGUGUUCAAAUGUCUUAUCUAAGCGCAAUGCUGUGGAAAAUGUUUAUCAAUGGGUCUGCGGGAGACCAACUGCUCUACAAGAUCGCACCAGGGAUAGUGAUGAUGAUGAUUACCAGGAUAGAGACUAUGAUGUUGCAGCUCUUGCUAACAAUUUAAGCCAGGCCUUCCACUAUGGCAUAUAUAGUAAUGAAUUAGAAGAGGUUCAAGCAUCACUUGAACGAGAUGAGGAGGAUGUUUACUUUGAUGAUGAAUCCGCUGAAGUGGUUAUAUCCUCAUUGCGUCUUGGAGAUGACCAAGAGAGUGGAUCGCUGUUCACUAAUUCUAAUUGGUUUGCUUUUGAGGAUGACCGCGUUAACAAUGAGCGUUUGACUGAUACACUUGCCUCUCCAUCACCUGCUGAUGAGGAACCUGGUGCUGUUAGUAGAAGUAGUGAUGACUUGGACGCCAAUGAUGACAUGGAUACUGCGACUUCACAAGUGCCUGAAGUAGAAUCCAUAACUAAUGAGCCUAUUGCUCUUCCUGCUAAGGAGGAAGUGGGACGGGGUGCUACAAGUGAGCAAAAUGAUUGGGUUGAAUGGAGGGAAACAUCUAAUUCGAGUGAUUUAUCUGAUGAAGCAGAUAAACAAGAAGAAAUACCAAAAAACUUUGAGGAAUUAGGGAACAAGGUUGAGGAGGAUUGCCCAAGUGCACCUGAGCUGUCAUCCUCGACAGUUGAUGGUUUAGAGAGUAAUGGUGUUACCCAGGAUGUAGGUGUGCAACAAUUGUCGGGCGAAACUGGUGUGGCUGAAAAUAUAGGUGAACCAUUAUCCAGCUCAAGCUCAAAUUCUUCCCAGGAUGAAGUUAAGCUGCCUGAAGCAGAACAGAUUUCAAACCCUGACGGGCAUGAGGAACCUGGUUUGGCUCAAGCAGGAAACUAGCUGUACAUUAGAAAAACUACAGAAUCAGCGCAAACAGGAUAAACUCUUCCUUCCUGUCCACUAGUCAAAUUUUCCUUUCGAUAAAUGUCUCUUUGUAAUUCUUAGCUUAUUUUCUGUACAUCGUAGUUGGUUUAAAAUUCUUAAGUAGAAUGAUUCUUUUUGAGAAAACUCAGGCGACUCGUCUUCUUCUCACUGUAACGUAGAAAAUGGAAGGGCUAAUUUUUCAUAUUUUAUUUUUGUACCGUAGCAAAUGAUAAAGAAGUCAUUCUUUCCAGAGCAUUUGUACUAAACUUUAAGGUUCUGAUGGAGCUGGUCGUGAACUAGAUGAUACUUCGUAGUAAUAGCGCACCUUAUUUGGGCUGUGUAUUAAGCUAAAUUUUUUAUUAUUUGACCAUUUCGAGCUUGUAUUA
Chenopodium quinoa (quinoa) is the source of this 3232-nucleotide messenger RNA. Its product is annotated as serine/threonine-protein phosphatase 6 regulatory subunit 3-like. Lineage: Eukaryota; Viridiplantae; Streptophyta; Magnoliopsida; Caryophyllales; Amaranthaceae. The record is from RefSeq and is a predicted model, not a curated record. The coding region runs from base 480 to 2822 and encodes 780 amino acids. The transcript has 20 exons. Gene Ontology annotation, molecular function: protein phosphatase regulator activity; protein phosphatase binding.